Molecule: messenger RNA, 149 nt
Organism: Racocetra persica
Lineage: Eukaryota; Fungi; Glomeromycota; Glomeromycetes; Diversisporales; Gigasporaceae
Source: the annotation of a GenBank genome assembly
GCGAUGCCGAUCUUCCACGUGUUUGCUGUGGCUGCGGCUGCAGCGAUAACAUUCGCAAUGCGCGACGUGAGGGAUGGUUGGCGUUGCCUACUUCUACCACUCAUUACGGAAAAAGUAUUAUGUGCACUUCUUAUAGAUCUAGUGGAUGU